AUGUUCAAGUCCCUCUUUAUCCUCUCUGUCCUCGCCCUCGGCGCCUCCGCCCAGUCCUUCCCGGGCAUGGGCAGCAUCCCCGACUCGUGCAAGUCGCAGUGCAAGGAAGUCGCCUCCCUCGGCUCAAAGUGCACCUCGAUGGACGGCGCCUGUUUCAGUGACAUUUGCAAGAACGCGGACAAGUUCAAGCCCUGCCUCGAGUGUGCCAAGAUGUCGGACAUUUACGACUCGUUUGUCAGCUCGUGCUCGGCGCUUGGGACGGACGUCUCGGCCGCUGGAUCUGGCUCGUCGGGCUCAUCUGGCUCGUCUGGUUCUGGCAGCUCUGGUUCUGGCAGCUCGAGCGGCUCCGGCAGCUCCGGCAGCUCUGGCAGCUCUGGCAGCUCUGGCAGCUCCGGCUCCGCCUCUGGUAACUCGGGCAGCGCCGGCGCGCUUCACGUCUCCGUCGCCGGUGUCGCUGCUGCCGCCGUCGCUGCUGCGCUCUUCUAA
Molecule: messenger RNA, 486 nt
Organism: Trichosporon asahii var. asahii CBS 2479
Lineage: Eukaryota; Fungi; Basidiomycota; Tremellomycetes; Trichosporonales; Trichosporonaceae
Exons: 3
Coding region: 1-486 (161 amino acids)
Source: RefSeq, a predicted model, not a curated record